ACCGAUAAAACUUAAAUGGCAAAAACUGUAUUAAUAAGAUGGCAAACUGUAUGCCAACAUAUUCCUAAUCACUCUCCAUAAUUUUGAAUUUCAGAAGGAUAUGACCAAUUUACGUAUUAUAACUCUUUAAUUUGUUUCUUUGUCGAAAAAGGGGAAUUUAUGAGCAUCUUUUACUUCUGACAAAAUCACGAUGUCUUAGUAAAUGCAAUAAAGUUUAUUUUAAAAUCCAUGCUAAUCAUGAGUCCUGCUCAGAAAGGAAGAACAGGUAGACUGCCAGCUGUUGUGCUCAUAAUUGUUUUAAUGUUUGUAGAAGAAGGGUUACUUACAACUACUGAAACGCACGGACCAAAGUUUCUUGUGGAGCCUCUCCAGUUGAUAGAAUUUUCGAACGACAUAGGGGGUUCAGCACAUUGUGCUGCUACAGGUUAUCCACCUCCUCGUAUAUUGUGGAUAACAAACAAUGGAAAAGAAGUGACUCACGUUCCAGGUCUCCGACAUGUUCUGCCUAAUGGUACUUUACAUUUCCCGCCAUUUCCUCCAGAAUCCUACAGACAGGAUAUUCACGAUGCUUUAUAUCAGUGUACAGCAAGUAAUGUCAUCGGAUCGAUUCUUAGCGCAUCAGUUGAUAUAAGCGCUGUUGUCAAAAAGCCCUAUGAAGCACAGGUAUACGACGAGUUCGUGAUACUUGGAAAUACUGGAGUAUUCAAAUGUCACAUACCUAGCUUUGUAAAGGACUAUGUAACUGUUACUUCGUGGAUUAAGGACUCCAACACACGCAUUACUUCAACAGCGAAAGUUGGAGGAAGAUAUAGUACAUUCUCCAACGGAGUCCUUCACAUUCGUGAUGUUCGAGCUUCCGAUGCCUACAGUAGCUAUCAGUGUGUGACCACGAACAGAUUAACGGGAGAAUCGAAGACUAGUAAUUUGGUUGGUAGAUUAAUUCUUAAAGAACACCAGGCUAGUAUUACUCCUAGAAUUACAGACAGUACUCAUGUAGUUACUGCUAAAGAAGGAGAAUUUGUAGAGCUGCCUUGUGCCGCACAAGGUUUCCCUGUCCCAGAAUACAAAUGGUUUAAAAACUUCAAUGGAACGUAUAUUCCCGUAAUAGUUGGAAAUCACAUUCAACAAUUAAGUGGAUCCCUGAUUAUUGAUAGAGUGAUUCCUGCUGAUGCUGGGAAGUUUUUGUGUUCAGUGACCAGUGAUAUAGGUGAAACCGAACGUGAAACAACACUUGUUAUCACAGCACCACUUGGUGUCACAAUUUCACCAGAAAGUCAAACUGUUGAUGUUGGAGCAAAAGCAGCCUUUAACUGUUCAGUCACAGGUUAUCCAGUUACUAACAUCACCUGGUUGAAAAAUGGAGUAGUUAAUCAGAAGUGGUUUAUAAGUUCUUCAAAGUUUGUGCUCACAGUUCAGAAUAUUAGUAAAGAUGAUCAAGGAAUGUACCAGUGUUUUGCAGAAAACAGCAUAGGAAGUGUGCAGGCAUCUUCAGAGCUUAAAUUGGGAUAUGCUGUUCCAGAACUUGUUGAAACAUUUUCCAAGAAACUUUUACAACCAGGACUCUCUGUAUAUUUGAAAUGUGUAGCAAAAGGAACACCUAAACCCCAAAUAUCUUGGUGUCUAGAUAAAGCACCAGUCAUUCAAACUGGAAGAGUAACUGUUGCAGAUUUUGUUAAUUUGAAUGGAGGAAUUGUGAGUUUUGUCAACAUUUCAAGUGUCAGAGUUGAAGAUGGGGGAGUUUAUGAAUGUUUAGCACAAAGUGUAGCAGGAACAGCAACAUACAGCAAUAGAAUUGAUGUUUAUGGCUUGCCAUUUGUUCGUCCAUUAAAAAAUAUUACAGUUGUUGCUAAAGAAACAAUGAGAACUCACUGCCAUGUUAUUGGAUAUCCUAUUGAUUUCAUUCACUGGGAAAAAGACAGCCAGCGUUUACCUUUCAACCAUAGACAAAAAGUAUAUAAUAAUGGAACCUUGGAAAUUGGAAACCUUGAUGAAAAAGAAGAUGAAGGCACAUAUACUUGUGUUGCUCGGAAUAACCAAAGUCAAAGUGCAAGAGCUCACUUUUAUGUAGAUGUCAAAGUUCCACCUCUCAUUGGACGGUUUGAGUUUGAUAAGAAUUUGCAUGAAGGAAUGAGAACUCGAGUUUAUUGCAACAUAGCACAAGGAGAUCAACCAAUCACUAUUUACUGGACUAAAGAUGGGUAUCCUAUCUCAACUGAUUUGGGAAUAUCUGUUCGAGUGAUUGAUAACUUUUCUGUUGCCCUUGUUAUUAAUAAGCUUGAACCAACUCAUAAUGGUAACUAUACCUGUUUUGCCACCAAUGAAGCAGCAACUGUUCAGUAUACAGCUCAACUAGUAGUUAAUGUACCUCCUUAUUGGAUGAUUGAACCAACUAAUAAAUAUGUUAUACUAAAUGAGCAUGGAAACUUAGACUGUUUUGCCAUGGGAUAUCCAACUCCUCAGAUUACCUGGAAAAGAGAUAAAGUUGGCAGUGGAACUGAUUAUAAACAAAUUCUGAGUGGACCAGACUACCAGAUAUUUGAGAAUGGUACUUUAAGAAUUGCCAGAACAAAACUUCAGGAUCGGGGACAUUACCUCUGCCAAGCUAACAAUGGAAUUGGACCUGGGCUAAGCAAGGUUGUUCAUGUUACUGUUCAUGUUCCAGCACAUUUUGAGAUGAAAGAAAAGACAGUGACUGUGAUAAGAGGAGAGAAAGCUAUGCUGUUAUGUGAAGCUAUUGGAGAUAAACCUAUGGCCAUUGUUUGGAAACAGAAUGAUCAUCUUCUUAACCCAAUGGCAAAAGAGAGGUAUGCUCUGAAUGAGAAACUAACAAGAAAUGGGUUGGUGUCUGAAAUUACCAUUACUGAUGUGCAGAGAAGUGACACUGGAAGCUUUGUCUGCCUUGUAACAAAUGCUUUUGGCCAAGAUUAUAUGAAACUGCAGUUGAUUGUACAAGAGCCCCCCAGUUCUCCCCAGGAGAUCAGAGUUCUAGAAACAAGAAGUAGGUCAACGACAAUACAAUGGGACACACCUUAUGAUGGAAAUAGUCCUCUCCUAUUCUACAUCAUUAUGCUCAAAAAUGAAUCAGGGCAGGGGAAUGAACACUUGUCAAAUAUAACAGUAAAAGCCACUGAGAACAAAAUAGUAAUAACAGGUCUACAUCCCUCAUUUACUUACAAUAUUUAUGUUUUAUCACAAAAUGCACUUGGAAGCAGUGAACCAUCAAAUACCAUUAAUAUUACAACAGAAGAGGAAGUACCUGGUGGACCACCAACAUUAGUCAAAGCCAAAGCACUUAAUGCAUCAUCUGUUAAAGUAUCCUGGGAGCCUCCUCCUAAGAAUGUUCAGAAUGGUAAAAUUAAGGGAUACUACAUUGGAUACAAAGUGCAUAAUUCCACAGAAUUGUACCACUACAAAAACCUUGAGGUUCACUCAGAAGGUACAACAGAUUGUAUAUUGUCUAAACUACAGAAGUUUACAAGAUACAGUGUUCUUGUUCAAGCAUACAAUUCUAUGGGGGCAGGCCCUCGAUCAGAUGAAGUUUCAGUAUUAACUGAAGAAGAUGUUCCAGACCAACCUCCACAUAGUGUUACAUGUUCUACAUUGUCUUCUCAGACUUUACAUGUAGAAUGGAGAACUCCCCCUGUAAAAUCAAUUAAUGGAGUUUUAGUUGGAUUCCGUGUCAUUUACAGGCCGAUCAUUAAAUGGGCAGAGAAUUUAGAAAGUCACAAAGUUGAAAUUGAAGAUUUAUUCAUAAAUCUUGUUGGAUUGGAAAUGUUUACAAAUUAUAGCAUUCAAGUGGCAGCAUACACUAGAAUUGGAAAUGGUGUUUUUAGUGGUCCUGUGUAUUGUAGAACACAUGAAGGAGUUCCAGGAGAACCAGAAAACAUUAAGGUAUUCAUUAUGGGUCAAAAUGCUAUUCUGGUUAGUUGGAAACCACCUUUAAAACCAAAUGGUGAAAUUCUAAAGUAUACAGUUUACAUGAGCACAGAAUAUGAAGAAAGAAAGAAUAUAUCUAAAAUUGUUGUGCCUUCAAAUCAACUGACAUUUGAAGCAAGAAACCUUAUUCGUGGACAGUGUUAUAAAUUCUGGGUGACUGCUUCAACAAGCAAGGGAGAAGGGAAUUCUAGUCAAGUUAUUGAACACAUUCCAGAUAAUAAAGCCCCAGCAAAAAUAGCUUCUUUUGGUAGCCAUUUUGUAGUUCAACAACAACAAGAUAUAGAAUUAGCAUGCAGGGCAGUUGGUCUUCCAACUCCCUCUAGAAAAUGGAAAUUUAGAGGGAAGCUGGUAAACCAAAGUAAAAGAGUGGAGAUACUUCCUACUGGAACCCUGAGGAUUGAGAAAGUUCAGCCAGAAGACAGUGGAAAUUAUUCAUGUAGUGUAUGGAACAUGAAUGGAUUUGAUGAGAUAAUCUAUUUUGUAAAUGUAGAAAUGAACCGGAAACUACCAUUCCUGCCUCCUCCUCCAGUUCUCUAUAUUGACUCCACAACUACGAAAUCAGUUACAGUUACUUGGAGAAAUAUCAAUUUGAAAGAAAACCCAAUUAUUGGAUAUACACUAUAUUACAAAAAGAAUGGAAAUUGGCUACAUGAUAAUAUUCCAGGAAAUACAACCAGAUUUACUGUUAGUGGACUGGAUUGUGGUUCACACUAUGAGAUUUACAUGGUCAGCUUCAACAAAGUUGGUCAAAGUGAAGCUGGCAAUAUUCUUCCAGUUGGAACAAAAGGUGGAGGACAAUUGGUCUAAUGGACCAGCUACCCAAAUCAACACAUUUCUUGUGCUACUGUUUUGCUUUUGGGAGGUCAGUACAUGAAUUCUUCAUGGUACAUGUUUAUAAAGCUUUAGCUAUAGUUUUAGUUAAUAUUUAUGUGGAAAAUUGUAUAUCCUUCACACACAUGUUUCAGACAAAAUACAUUAUGUAUUGAUCUUUGUGCAAUGUAAUAGUCACUAUAGUACCUUUGACUGAAAAUUACUGAUAUUUCAACAAUGUAACAUUUAAACUAAUGUCUUAUUCACAUGAUUGAGAUAGAAUACAAAGAAAAUGCAACAGUAAUUAUCAAGUUUUUAAACUUCUGCUUUCUCACUUUUGGGGAUUUUUUGACAUAAACUUUUAAGACAUAAAUAAUUUGGAUGAGGAGGAACCCACUUUGAGACCAAUAAAGU
Limulus polyphemus (Atlantic horseshoe crab) is the source of this 5160-nucleotide messenger RNA. Its product is annotated as Down syndrome cell adhesion molecule-like protein Dscam2. Gene Ontology annotation, cellular component: plasma membrane; axon. The record is from RefSeq and is a predicted model, not a curated record. The transcript is spliced from 28 exons. Gene Ontology annotation, biological process: cell-cell adhesion; axon guidance. The coding region runs from base 229 to 4743 and encodes 1504 amino acids. Gene Ontology annotation, molecular function: protein binding. NCBI's taxonomy places the organism in Eukaryota, Metazoa, Arthropoda, Merostomata, Xiphosura, Limulidae.